AUGGACCAUGGAAGACGAAUGGUGGACACCAUUGAGUGCGCGAUGAGCUAUCUAUAUGUUGAAGAUUACUGCGUGGGUGGACCGGACAAUAUUGGUGAACAAAAAGGGGAAAAGAACGACGAUGACCGAAUUGACUGCCAGAACUGGCCCUUUAAUGGAGAAGAAUCAUUGGUAUCUGAGUCCAUCGUGUUCGACGAAGCGCCGUCAAAACGACCACUGACCCCUUUAAGUCGGCGUCUGCAAGUCGGGUUGCCAGUAGAGACUAUGCAAACAGCCCCGGCAGCCUUCGCCAACGAGUUCCAUAGUUGUGAUGAGCGCCUGGGUGAUAUGGCUCUCAUGCACGCCAAAGUUUACUGCUUCGCGCAUCUGUAUUUAAUCUCCAAGCUCGAGGAUCUGGCCCUGCAGCGUCUAACGCAGCUUCUUCAAAAUUGCGACAUACCGACCAGCCCAUUUUUCUGCGGCUUGCAGAUGCAAUCCGCCUUGUCUAUGGCUCAACGCCGAAAUCGGAACCGAAGGAUCCUGCGCGGGAACUGCUAUCUCACAGAAGGAGGCGACUUUAUGAUAGAUGUGUCGUACAAAUUAGGCCUGCGGAUAUCAAUGCAUGGUACAUCCGCUCAGUCUUUCGAAGGUCAGAUUGACCACCUCGAAAUGAAUAUCAAGAGAUUAGAGCAGGAAGCUCAAGAUCAAGCACGCUUACUGAAGCGAGCAGAAGAAGAAUUCCAAGAAUGGGAGAGCUGGAAUCGAGGAAUAUCGAAAAAGCUCAGGAAGGCGAAAAGGGUAGUGGCACCAUCCCAAUUUAGCGCUGUUCGCGAAUCCUCAGCCUAG
Messenger RNA from Penicillium maclennaniae, 825 nucleotides. RefSeq lists its product as uncharacterized. The record is from RefSeq and is a predicted model, not a curated record. Bases 1 to 825 code for a protein of 274 amino acids. The transcript has 3 exons. Lineage: Eukaryota; Fungi; Ascomycota; Eurotiomycetes; Eurotiales; Aspergillaceae.